Messenger RNA from Cylindrotheca closterium, 417 nucleotides. The record is from the annotation of a GenBank genome assembly. NCBI's taxonomy places the organism in Eukaryota, Bacillariophyta, Bacillariophyceae, Bacillariales, Bacillariaceae.
AUGGACUCCAUGAAGUCCAUCGUCCACCAACUAGCUAGACUUGAACGUAGCAUGGAAGAUCCUAUCAACCUGGAUUGCACCAGUGCAACUCAAGAAGUCGCACUGCCGGAGCUUGAGAUCUAUCAGUCUCACAAGCAACCCUUAACUCAAGAGGCGCGCUUUGAGUUGGUGUUGUAUCAAUCUCACAAGCAAUCCUCAACCCAAGAGGCUGAUGGGAGAAAUGGUCCACCAUCUUGCAACAGCUUUGAGCAUGGAUUACAACCAACUGAGGUUGAACUGAAGAACCCAAGCUCGGCUGUGAAGUCUCAUGAACAUGAUUGGGAGCGCAUUUGCAGCUGCUUUGCAUGGUUGCCCAAACUAGUCAUCCAGAAGAACUCGGAACACUACUUGGAAGACUCAACUCAACUAUAUAUAUAA